Messenger RNA from Pestalotiopsis fici W106-1, 1164 nucleotides. RefSeq lists its product as uncharacterized. The transcript is spliced from 3 exons. The record is from RefSeq and is a predicted model, not a curated record. The coding region runs from base 1 to 1164 and encodes 387 amino acids. Lineage: Eukaryota; Fungi; Ascomycota; Sordariomycetes; Amphisphaeriales; Sporocadaceae.
AUGGCCGCCUCCACCCCAGAUUACCCACCGGAAUACGUGAACCACGAUGAUGGUCCUCGCGUCGUACGCGUCAUGACGGCCGUUAUCACGCUGGCAACCAUCUUCGUGGCACUUCGUUUCGCCGUACGCUUGAGACUUCGAGUCCGCUUUGCGCUCGACGACUGGGUCGGCUUGGCCUCUCUCCUCGUUGUUUGGGCGGAGUAUGUCGACGGCUAUCUCUGCAUCAAAUACGGCGGCGUCGGGCUUCAUCUACCUAUUGCUCUGCAGCGUAAACCGGAUGCCUUGAGAUACACUUUCAUUUACAUGUUUGCAGGCGAACUUCUCUUCUUCACCGGUCUCGCACUCAUCAAGUGGAGUAUACUCGCCAUGUACUACCGCAUUUUCCCGACGCUAUUCAUGAAAUGGGGAUACGCCGUUCUCGGCUCCAUGACUGCUGCUUGGUGGGUCGCCGUCAUGCUCACGACCGUUUUCCAAUGCACGCCCGUUCACAAGUACUGGGAUCUCGCCACCCCAGGGACCUGUAUAAACGCAAACACCUUUUACAUCAGCACGAAUGGAGUGCCCAACAUUGUGAUGGAUGCCAUGAUCCUGUGUCUGCCAAUGCGCGAGGUCUACAAGCUCCACGUGUCGCGUAAACUCAAGCUGGCUAUUGGAGCGAAUUUCUUGAUCGGCUCCCUCGUCAUCAUAGCUAGUAUCAUUAAGCUGUGCGUAAUGAUACAGCUAUAUCGAAUGGGAUCCGAUGCCGAUGUCACCUACUACCUAGCGGAUUUGAUCAUCUGGGUCGAGGUCGAGCCCUGCAUGGGCAUCAUCUCAGCCACCCUUCCUACUCUUCGCCCGCUGCUCACAUUCUUGCUGCAUCAAGUAGGGCUCAGUCAGAACUUGUCUGAUCGCGCUUCUACGCCUGGCAGGCCAUCACUCAUCACGUUUGGUCGUGGCAACAUGCAGAAGAAGAAGAAUGGUUACAACACUACCGCAAGCAUCGACAACGAUCACGAUUCCCUCGAAGGCUUGAGCGGCUGGCCCGAGGAGCAUCACCGCACGGCAACUGCCGCGCCUGGUGACAACAAAGGAGGGGCAAUAAACCUUACUAAAUAUACGCCUGGCUCACAGCAGCACAUUAAUGUCAGAACUGAGAUGGCAUGGACCGAGUCAAAUCGGUAUUGA